This is a messenger RNA of Benincasa hispida (wax gourd), 5385 nucleotides long. NCBI's taxonomy places the organism in Eukaryota, Viridiplantae, Streptophyta, Magnoliopsida, Cucurbitales, Cucurbitaceae. The record is from RefSeq and is a predicted model, not a curated record.
AAACUUUCAACCGUUGUUGGGGCAAAAUUUUGAAACUCUGCAGAGAUGUUGUACGGUCAUCCACAUCUCGAACCAGCGCAGGAAGAAGAUAUUCCUCCAAAAUCAUGCUCCCAUGGCCACCGAUCAUCGCUCUGCCUCCAUACGCAGGAAGGAGGAACCAUUUGCCUUCUCUGCUUCUCCAAUCUCAUCUCCGAUCCCCUCUCGCCCACAGUUCACGUCUCCUACGCCCUCUCCCAGUUCUCCCAGGCUCUUUCUCAGCCCCCAUUCCUCCAGACCUUCCUCACUUUCCAUUCUCACUGCAUUGUCGCCCCCUUCGUCGCCGCACUCUGCUCCUUCGACGAUGACGCCAUUGCUCGCCAAGUCACUGAUCUUGUUCGUCACCUCUGUGAUAUUACUGAAGUUGACGGUGACGGAUCUCUUUGCGACGACUUUAUCGCCAGAGUUUCGGAUCGGCUUUCUUCUGGCGCGUUGGCUUGGAGCCGCCGUCAGGUGUAUAUGCUUCAUUGUUAUGGAAUGCUUUUAAACUAUCGGACAACAAAUUUCCAUGGCCAAAUUAAGAACAACGAUGGCAUUGUGUCAAAUCUCGUGGUAGGCCUUGAAUUACCAAGCGAGGAGAUACGGGGAGAGAUCCUCUUUGUUCUAUAUAAAUUGUCCACAAUUCAAUAUGCAUCUAACCAUAGCACUGAAAAUGAUCUCUCUGCAUUUUGCCCAAAACUUCUGUUCCUAUCUCUGGAGGCGCUCAUGAAGACUCAGAAUGAUGAUGUCCGAUUGAACUGUGUAGCACUUCUAACUGUUCUGGCUCAAAGAGGGCUUUUGGGGAGUGAACAUGAAUACUAUUCAAAGUUUAACGAGAAGGAACCAGAUGAACUCUCUUUGAAUAUUUUGUUUGCUGAGGCUAUCAAAGGUCCUCUGCUUUCGUCAGACAAAGAUCUCCAACUUAACACUCUGGAGCUAAUAAUUUGUUAUUUGUCCUCAGAGGGCACUUCCAUCAAGCCAAUCCAACUAUUGGUUGAAGAAAAUAUAGUGGAUUACGUAUUUGAGAUAUUACGAUUUUCAGGUAAGGAUCCCUUAACAAGGGCUUGCCUUCAGGCCCUUGAUCUUCUUUCAAGAGCUGAAUUGCCUUUCAAUCAAAGGCUUGCGGUUGGAUUUGCAACACUAAUUCCAGUGUUGCGUCAUGUUGCUGAAGUUCCUUUCCAUCCAGUUCACAGCCAAACACUUGGUCUCAUUUUGAAAUGCAUUUCUCAGUGUCCUGGAGUAGUGACUGUAUCUCACAUUGAAGAACUAGUUCUUAUUUUGACGAGUAUGCUCCGUAAGAAUGUGACUUGGGAGAUGAGCAUACAUCCAGACACAUUUGCAACAACAUGUGCAAUCCUGGUAACGAUUAUGAAGUCUCCAUCUCAUAGGGUGCCACAUCUAGCAACAUCAAUUCAAGAAGUAUUAGAACAUGUAGUUUUAUUUCGUCUUAGUACAUUCGAAACACAACCAGGUCAACUUUUACAUUCUUUAUACCUUCUCAAGGAGUUCUAUAUAUAUAGUCAAGUCAAUACUGUCAUGGAUGACUUUGUCACCAAAGAAAUGAAAAAUUGUGCUCUUGAUGUAUGUACAACACUACCUUGGCUUUUAGCAACUAUCAAUGUAGUUGAAGAGGAACUUGUCUUGGGGGUAUUGGAAACUUUUCAUUCGAUUUUGCUCCAACAUCCUGACAUCAGGACCAUAGAUUUUGCAAACACACUUCUAUCUGCUUGUUGAUUGAGUUUCUCUUUUAGAUGUCUAGGCUCAUUUCCUUCUGAAAAGAUGAAAUGGAGAGUGUAUCUAAUGCUUAGUUCUCUGGUGGAUGUCAUCUUUGGAAAUGAUUCUGGACAAUGCAUUAGAGAAGCUGUAUCAUUUUUGCCAUCUGAUCCAGUUGAUUUAUUGUUUCUACUUGGACAGAAAAGCUCCAAUGACUUGGAGCUUUCUUCUUGUCAGUCCGCUGUUUUGUUGUUACUAUAUGCAAGUUCAUUACAUGAUGAUAGGCUUGCUGAUGAGAAGAUGGUUUUAGCAUCUCUGGAACAGUAUAUUCUUGUCAGCAAAAGUGGCUUACUAUGUGGAUACCAUGACCCAUUUAUGGUCACACAAAUGGUGAAUAUAUAUGGGUUUUGUAGGUCUGUUGCUGAUGCUAGUCGCCACACUUCCUACAGUUCAGAAGCCGAGAGAAUAGUGUUCCAAUUGAUGACUGAAAGUGAAUGGGAUUUGCAUUCUUCAAGGAUUCACAAAUCAUCAUUAGUAUGGUUGUUUAAGCAAGAGAGAAUCAUAAACCCAUUAUGUUAUCAGGUUUUGAAAAUAUGCCAAAUCCUUGGCCCAAAUGGGACUGGUACCACCACCAUCCACAGUCAGUUUAUUGGUGCACAGGAAAUUGCCGAAUUAAUUGCCGAAGGAGAAAAUUAUGCGGGAAUCAUUCUAAUCCGCUUGCUGGAACAGUUGGUUGAGGAAGGUGUUGAACAUCAUAUCAUUUCGGUGGUGAAUUUUGUGUCAACUAUCGUGAAUAUCUUUCCAAGUUCUGCAGAUCAAUUACACGUGCAUGGCAUAGGAAAUGCAAUAAAGCUCAUCUUUUAUGAUACUAAAAAUUCAUACUCUAAACAGACAUUUAAAGCUGUCUUACUGUUGGUUUUCAGUGUUUUGAAAUCAGAGAAUUCUGGAAUGCUUUUCGACGAUGCAGCUUGGCUUGCGAUGACUGCGAAGCUGCUCGACUGGAUUUCUCCAACUGAUGUAACGGAUAGGUGGACUCCUGAAAAUCUGUUAGUUGUUGCUAUUUUAUCCUUGAUUCUGCAUCACUCAACGAAUGGAAGACUCAUUGAAGCUUCAAAAUCCGUACUUUUCCAUACUCCCGUGGCAUCUGCAAUCAAGUCUGUAUUGCAUGAAGCUUGCUCAAAAGGACCUGCUUUAAUUGAUGAUCAUGAGGGAACGAACAUGGGAAAAACUAUAAUUCUAGUCCUUUUCCUUGUUUACUUUUCAAUGAGAAGUCUUCAGGCUGUUCUGCCCGGGGCUGUCGAUUGGCAAAACAACCUUGGUCAAUCCAAUGGAACUCAGCUCUCUUUCAUUUGCAUUUCCUGCCAUGAUUUGUGUAGGCUCUUGCAUUUUGGAUCUACUUCGGUUAAACUCGUGGCUUCAUAUUGCCUAUUUGAGUUGUUCACUCAACUUUCAGAUCAGAGAAUUAGCAAACAGGAGGAGCUCAAAUGUACCCCAAAUUACCUUAUGUCAAUGAUUGCUACUUUGGAAGGCUUGGUUGUAUACGGUGACCACCGUGUUGCUACAAAUUGUAGCCUGUGUUUAUCAAUGGUUUUAGGAUGGAAAGAAAUGGAUAUGCAGGAGACGAGGGUGAUUGUAAAGAACAAGUGGUGUAGGAUUAUCGUUGAAGAAUUGGCAGCUUCCAUCUCUCGUCCAUGUUUGGCUUCAAAUGCAUUUGCUGAAAACAGACCUGUGAUUUACGUAGCAGUGGCAUUGUUGAAGUUGCAGAAGGAUUUUGGUUGGAUGCAAUCAAUAUUCAAUGAAGCAUGCAUUUCUGGAAUAAUUGAUAAUGUCACAACCGAUAAUUUGAGCCCGGAGAUGGUGUCUCUUUUCCGACAGCUAUUGAACUCCGGAUUCAUGCUGGCUGACCACACUUCCAACCUAAAUUUGGCUCUUCAGACUUGCAGGAAGCAUAUCUACUAUGAGAAUGAUGAGGCUACUCAAACAGAGAAAGAAAUUGGGAAUGGGUUUGCUAACGUGGAUGAUGAUCUGGGAGAAGUCUAUGAGUAUCUUAAUCACUUAAUUCAAUCAGAUUCACAUAAGAAUAAAAGAUUAUUGAAGGAAAUAGAGAUGUUUUUUAGGGCUUUAGCAGAGAAGGAUACCCGUUAAACUGUCGACUGCCCUUUUCGUAGGUUGAAGUGAAGUAAUAACCAUUAAAAGUUCACCAAAUUUACAACACAAAAACAAAUUAUGAACAUAUAUAUCUCUCCACUGUAAGGUUUUCAUGCAAAACUUGUCUCGGUUGUUGAUGGACGGUCAAAUCCCUUAAAAGAGUAAAAAAUUUUGAUAUAGAUAUAAGCUAGUUUAUCGGAAUUUCAGUCCAAUUACCCCUGCUUUUCAUAGACUAGAUCAGUGAGUUCUUCAUGAGUCCAAAUUUUAUUUUCUAUAUCCUUAGCUCCCAGAGAAGCGUAGACCUUUUUUGCAGUUUUUUAGGAAUUUCCCUUUUCCAAAUGGAGCUAAAACAAGCAAGUCCAUGUUCAUCUCCACAACUCUAGAAAGCAAGUCUAUACUUCUCCCUAACCACUCUAAACUUCCGAUUCCAUCAUAUCUUUUGACAUUUUCAUCUGAUAGAAUUCCAGUGAUUGCUAUAUCAGGUUUGGUGUCUUCUCAUAUUUUAGAGAACAGUGUUCUGAGCCGCUUAAAUUCUUUCAUUUUCAAAUAAGCUUGAAGUAAUAGUUUGCGUCAUAUUGAUAUCUUUCAACUCAUUGAUGAAAAACAUGGCAUUUUCACACACCUCUUGCACCAAAACCAUGGAUGAGAGAAUUGUAAGUGCCUAAAGAUGGACAAAGGCAUAUGCUUUUCAAAUCCUGAAAUGCUGAAACAGCAUUGUCCAUAAGACCAUCUUGAUGCAAAAGAAAUAUUACCUUCCCAUAAUUACUCUCAUUGAUCUGAGAUCCUUCUAUCUUCCACACACCAAAUAGCUGCACAAAGUUUCAAAAUUUCAUUGGUCAUGGGCACUAAAACACGCAAAAGAACAUAGAUCCAAUCCAAGCCCUUAUCUUAUCUUAAAAUGCUACCCAAUAAUCAACCCCUAUGGUAACCCCACAAGAGCCAUGAAGAAAUAGAUGAUUAUUUGAAAAAAGAAGUUUGAUAUCGUAUCAGAACCUUAUUUCUAUCAACUUUUCCUGGCAGAAGAAUAAUGCAAAGCCUCGUUAAAACAUAAUUUUGGAAUAUCAUAAUAGAAUUUAAGGUUUCUUCCAAAACACUGACAGUUGAAAGUAGAUUCUCAGUUUAUUCUAUCCUGGAACCGAACUGAAGAUGAGCACUAAACCAAUUCAACCAGUUAUGUACGUAUAUGGGAUUCUUAGGACUUUGUAUAGUGAAAUUUAGGUUACAAAUAUGAAGAUUUUUAAAAAUAGAAAAACAAGGGAAAUUAUUUACAUAAAAUAGUAAAAUUUAAUCUUAUUUGAUAGAGGUUGAUAGAAGUCAAUCAGUGUCUAUCAGUGAUAGAAACUAAUAGAAAUCUAUCAUUGAUACUAUGUGAUAGACACUGAUAGAAGUCUAUAAAUGUUUGUAAGUGUUUAUUUCUGUAAAUUGUUUGACAUUUUUUUGAUACGUGAUUUUUUUUUUUUUUUUUUUUAUAAAUAACACAUUUAAUUCUUAUAUAUAUAUAUAUAUUUU